GAUACAGUAUGUGAUCUGGGAGGAAUCGCUGAGCUAGCGAAUUACGGCGAAUACUCGGGUGAUCCGUCUGAAACAAUGACAUUCGAAUAUGCAAAAACCAUUCUUGGUAUGCUCACCGAAGGCCAGCCCCAUCCAAACGGCAAAGUUCUGAUUAUUGGUGGCUCAAUUGCCAAUUUCACCAAUGUCGCUAAUACUUUCAAAGGGAUUGUGAGAGCAUUUGAAGCAUAUCAGGAACGUUUGCGUGAACAUAAAGUCACAGUGUAUGUACGUCGCGGAGGACCCAAUUAUCAAGAGGGACUGCGAAAGAUGAAAGAAAGCGGUUUGUUAUAA
Molecule: messenger RNA, 330 nt
Organism: Gongylonema pulchrum
Lineage: Eukaryota; Metazoa; Nematoda; Chromadorea; Rhabditida; Gongylonematidae
Source: the annotation of a GenBank genome assembly